This is a messenger RNA of Racocetra fulgida, 339 nucleotides long. Lineage: Eukaryota; Fungi; Glomeromycota; Glomeromycetes; Diversisporales; Gigasporaceae. The record is from the annotation of a GenBank genome assembly.
AUGUCUGAAAAUUUCGAAGGAGUCGCUACAAUACUCCCUUCCCACUAUAAACUGGACGGUGAUAAACUUGAAAUAACACUUGUUGAUGGCAUGUCUGCUACGGCUGAAAAUUUCGAAGAACUCGCGAAAAUUCUCCCUUCCUAUUGUAAAUUGGACCUAAUCAAUAGUAAAUUUGCAAUAAUGCCCGUUAACUCUCGAAUUGGGCAAAAAGAAGCUAAACUAAUAUAUGAAGCGUAUCCGCCGAUCGCUCCAAAUUUUGUUGCAGAGAUACGUUCAAAUAGAGAUACUGCAGAAGCUGUUCACGAAAAAAUGUGUUUGUAUAUGGAUGCGGGGGUUGAA